AUGGCCUGUGCUCGCUGGUGCCCUCCACACUUCGCAGGUGUCAACAUCACUGCCUGUAGCUGCCUUCAGGGAUUCAUGCCUUCAUCUGGGGAGAUUAUCACCUACCCUUCAGAGAACUGUGAUGAGAUCUCCUUCCCCACCUGGGCCCUUCCCCGGAGAAUCAAGAGCCAGAGUCUCUCCCACUUCUGUGAAAAAGUCCAGGAUCCGGGCAGAGACUUCAGGCCUGCCUCAGCCAAGGACACCAUCAAGAAUGUCAUCAAGGCAUUGGAUGAGCUACUGGAAGUCCCUGGAGACCUGGAGGCCCUGACCCUGCCUGACUGGCACCACGUAGCCACCUACCUGCUGUUGUACCUGGAAGAAGUCCUGAGGACCCUGACCAAAAUCAUACCUGAACCCUCCUUCACCUACCAUUCCCGUUUGGACACAGAAGCUAGGAGCAAGGGAAUGGAACCAUCACCGUGGGACAGAGCCACACACAUGCAGCUGAACUGGGCUGAGGCAGUUGGAGUCAGGGAGCUGGGCCUCACCCUGGCAGGCUUAUUCUCCAGAUGCAACAUGCAGAAAUUGCUGGCCAAUGCUUCACUGGAGCUGGACCCUGAGAAGAAAGCCCAGCUGGAAAGCACACAUGGAGGUCUUGUUGGUGGUGGCCAGCCCAGGCUCCUCUCUGCUGUCAACAUGGUCUUUCUGAGCAACAAGAACAUGGAGAAACUAGGCUCCCCUGUCAACUUCUCCUUCUCCCACCCUGAGGAGAAGCCCCGUCCACGGCAGGAGCUAAUUUGUGCCUUCUGGAAGGGUGACAAUGAUAGUGGCAGAUACUGGGCCACCACAGGUAGCUGGAAGGUGGGCAGCAGGAAUGGCAGCACCACCUGCCAAUGCAGACACCUGAGCAGUUUUGCCGUCCUCAUGGCCCACUAUGACGUGGAGCAGAAUUAUUCCACCCUGAGUGUGAUUACAUACAUGGGGCUUAGCCUCUCUCUGCUGUUCUUUCUCCUGGCAGCCCUCACCUUCCUGCUGUGCAAAGCCAUCCAGAACACCAGCACCUCCCUCCACCUGCAGCUCUGCAUCUGCCUCUUCCUGGUCCACCUGCUCUUCCUCACGGCCAUCGACAGAGCAGAGCCCCAGGUACUGUGCGCCAUCAUCACGGGUGCCUUACAUUACUUCUUGGCCUCCUUCACCUGGGUGCUGCUGGAGGGCUUGCAGCACCUCUUCCUCACCGCACGCAACCUGAUGGUGGGCAACUACUCCACUGUGAGCAGGUUCAUGAAGUGGCUCAUGUUCCCUGUGGGCUACAGAGUCCUGGCCACCUCUACAGAUUUGGGGCAUAACAUUUAUGGAAGAAGUUCCUCCUGCUGGCUAAGCACAACAAAUGGAUUUCUGUGGAGCUUCUUUGCACCCGUCUGCCCCAUCAUCUCUGUCAAUCUAACUUUCUUUCUGAUGAUUCUCUGGAUUUUGUAAAGCAAACUCUGUUCCCUCAACACUGAUGUGUCCACCCUGCAGAAUACAAAGAUGCUUAUGUUUAAAGUUUUGGCUCAGCUCUUCACCUUGGGCUGCAUUUGGUGUCUGGGAGUCCUGCAGCUGGGCCCAGCUUCCCAAGCCAUGGCCUAUCUCUGCACCAUUAUCAACAGCCUGCAGGGUGUCUUCAUCUUCCUGGUGUACUGUCUCCUCAACCAACAGGUACCACAGUCCAACACCCACCUACAAUGGUUGAAAGCAGUCAGGAUAAUCAAAGUGGACUCUGAGAAGUACACCUUCUCCAGCAGGGCCACACCUGAAGCUUACAAGCUCAGCAUGGUAAUGUACCACAUUGCUCCCAGAGCCCUUUGCUAA
Messenger RNA from Phyllostomus discolor (pale spear-nosed bat), 1827 nucleotides. RefSeq names its product adhesion G protein-coupled receptor E2-like. Gene Ontology annotation, biological process: cell surface receptor signaling pathway; adenylate cyclase-activating G protein-coupled receptor signaling pathway. Gene Ontology annotation, molecular function: G protein-coupled receptor activity. NCBI's taxonomy places the organism in Eukaryota, Metazoa, Chordata, Mammalia, Chiroptera, Phyllostomidae. The record is from RefSeq and is a predicted model, not a curated record. Gene Ontology annotation, cellular component: membrane.